UGAAGUUCUGCGCAACGAACAACUAAUCACAAAGACUAUAGACAGCAACUUACAUCAGUUAGACACAAUGGGUAAACACGGUAAAACAAAGACUACCAGCAAGGGCGCCCAGAGACCUGCUCCUUAUCAAAAGAAGGCCAAGGUUGAUGUGACCUUUGACACUGGCGUGAAACCUUCCAAGGCUGAGAAUAAGCCCAAAGCUACGAACGGAAAAGCGAAGAAGGACAAGGAGACCUCCAAACCUUCCAAGGCCAAGCAGCCUAAGGAAAAGAAGGAGGAGACCGCCAAGGUCUCGUCACCAAAGCCUACCAAGUCCGACAAGGGCAAGGGCAAGUCCAUUCUCCCUCCAACUGUUGGACCUUCAACAUUCAUUGUUAUUGCGGGUUCCUACGAGAAACUCUUAUAUGGAUUGGAAGGUUCCUACCCAACUGGAUCUACCGCUCCCGUCCUCGAGCCUAUCUUCAUCUUUCCAGCUCAUUUGGCAUGUGUCAAAGCCGUUGCGGCGAGUCCUGGCGGUAAAUGGCUGGCUACUGGAAGUGAAGACGAGUUUGUGAAAGUUUGGGACUUGAGAAGAAGGAAGGAGGUUGGUAGUCUGAGUCAGCACACAGGAUCAAUAACAUCGCUUCAUUUCCCUACCCCUUCUCACCUUUUGACCACAUCUGUUGAUUCUACUCUAUCGCUCUUCCGUACUUCUGAUUGGUCGCUUCUCAAGUCACUCAAGGGUCACUCCGGAAGGGUCAAUCAUGUUGAUGUGCAUCCAACGGGAAGGGUUGCUCUAAGUGUUGGAAAGGACCAAACUUUGAAGAUGUGGGAUUUGAUGAGAGGUCGAGGAGCGGCGAGUCUGCCUCUGGGAAGUGAGGCGGAGCUCGUCAAGUUCUCUCAACAAGGCACCCAUUUUGCUGUUCUCUUCCCCAGAAAGAUCCAAAUCUACUCGCUCACCUUGAAACUCCUGUACACCCUCGAGACAAAGUCUCGUUUCAACCACCUUCUUUUCCAUCUUCUCCCUGCCUCUACGGAGGAUGGCGAAGAGACUGAGGUGCUUUGUAUCGGUACUGAGAAAGGUGUCGUCGAGAUCUAUCGAAUAACAUUGGGUGAAGGGGAGGAGUCUGAAGACGAAGAGGACGAUGACGAGGAGAUUGAAAAGGAAACCAAGGGCAAGGGGGCCGAAUUGGAGAGAAUCGCCACGCUUGUUGGACACACGAACCGAGUGAAGGCCAUUUCAUCACUUCCUUUCCUCGCACCUACCUCUACAGGGGAUGUGCGCAAGACAAUCCUCCUCACAACUGUCUCGUCUGACGGUCUCAUCAACGUCUACGACCUCUGUGCGGCUACCACCGAUAUCGAAAAGGGAGAAGAGAACAAGGUUGAACCCGUUGCAUCUUACGAUACCAAGGGUACUCGAUUGACCUGUGUUUACCUUGCUGAUGGACAAGAUGGAACCAAGGAGAUCAAGGUCAAAGAGGAAGAGAUCAGUGAGAGCGAGGACGAGGUUGAGGACAUCUAUGGAAGCGAACAAGCGAGUGACGAUGAUGAAGACGACGACGGGAUGGAGGUCGAAUUCGAGGAUGAAGAAGAGGAAAUUGAGGGUGAAGAAGAGUAGGCAAUUUGCAUGCGUACCAGACAGACCGCGCUACAUAGCAGUGCAUAUACACAACUACAUACAUAUAGAGAGAGAGUCGGGAAGGAAAAGCAGUAAGCAACGGGGUAGUCAUCUGCCACAUGUAUGAAUAAGUCGGCGUUUGCGGCGAUAUGG
This is a messenger RNA of Cryptococcus deneoformans JEC21, 1753 nucleotides long. RefSeq lists its product as hypothetical. The transcript is spliced from 5 exons. The record is from RefSeq and is a predicted model, not a curated record. NCBI's taxonomy places the organism in Eukaryota, Fungi, Basidiomycota, Tremellomycetes, Tremellales, Cryptococcaceae. Gene Ontology annotation, molecular function: protein binding. Bases 68 to 1600 code for a protein of 510 amino acids.